GCGAUUGGAGCGCCGAGCUGCGACUGAGAAACUCCGUGAAGCAGUCGGCCAAGCAAGAUCGCAGUACGUGGCUUGAGAAUCUGACAGCUACUGGAGACUGGAGUUGCAUCAACAAGAUAUCAAAGGGCAAGGGCCGGCCGCAAGGGCGACUUCACAAUCGAAACGGCGAUCCGGUUACGACAGACGAGCGCGCGGAGACAUUCGCGGAGCACCUCAGCAAUAUCCAGUGGCACGUGCGCCCUACAACUCUGACGCCAGUCACAGACGAUGCGAUCUACCAGGCGUUGAACGUGAAUCUGGAUCGCUUUACGGAUGCAGAAUUACGGACACCCGCUGCGGACGUGCACGUUCGCUUCCGGCUCACUGACACCACAGACAGAUGCUACAACGAGGAGGGUUGGUAG
Molecule: messenger RNA, 404 nt
Organism: Prorocentrum cordatum
Lineage: Eukaryota; Dinophyceae; Prorocentrales; Prorocentraceae
Source: the annotation of a GenBank genome assembly